AUUUCUCGAAUACCGAAGAACGUUGUUCAAUUAUGGAAAAGAAAAAAUCGAAGACGAAUCUGUUGCAAAAGUUUGCGGACAAAUUCAAAAAGAAGAAAAGAUCCAGAUCGGCACCGACAUCUAAAGAGAGAACCUCAGAGAUUAGCAAAAGAAAAUCUCGUUCUCCAUCAAAAUCAAAAGUGACAACUGGAAAUUCUCAUGGAGCUUCCACGGAUAAUAAGACUAAAACGGACACAAAUCGUAUGGAGGUAACUGCGAAAGGAUUUAAAAAGGCAAAAGAUGCAAAGAAAUUGGAAAAGAAGAAGGAGGAAACUGGUCCAUCAAAAACCCCGUCAACGAUAGCUCUCCGUCGUGCUGAAAGUCAAAUGGAACUUUCUGGAAAUCGAAAGAACGUUGAGAAAGGUGUCAAAACGUGGGUGGAGCAACUAGAAAAACUGGUGGAAAUUCGUAAACUUCUCGAGGCGGACUUCAAACCAAUUGACACAAUGAAAGUCGAUUUGGAAAAGUGUCAGGCAUUCAAGAAAAAUAUUGAUUAUUGUCAGUCGGAGAACGUGGAACUUUAUGAUGCCAAUCGAGUUAAAGGAGGAGGUGAAGCUGACUUCUUUUAUCACGCAACUGUGACAUCCAUUCCAUCGAUAAGCACAAAGUCUACAAUUCUUGCACAACUUCCUUUAUCCGACUCUCCACAUUCACUUGAAUCAUUUUGGUUGAUGGUUGCCGCACAGAAAAUUCAAAGACUCUUCAUACUUAUUGGAGAAGAUGAGCUAGACAAGGCUGCACUGAGCGAAUACUUUCCAGAAGAUUUCAAAGAAUUUAAAACAAUUCGAGUCAAUAAUCGGAAGACUGUGUCGAAAAGUGAUGAACAACCGAAUACUCAAUUGUAUUAUGAAGUUGUGCCAAAAGACUGUGCAGAAGCUCCAUUCGCAAUGAUCGAGAUUUGUGAUUUUUGGCCAGAUGGUAAAAUUCCGACAGUUAGCUACGGAAGGAUUGCUGCCACUGCAGCAAGUGUCUUUGAUUCUGAUAUUGAUAGUGACGCAACUUGUGCUAUUGUGAGCAACUACGGUGCUGGAAGAGCCGGGUCAUUUCUAGUUGGAGUUCAGGCAAUUGAAAAAUUGCAGGCUGGGGAUGCACCUAAUAUUAAGGAAAUUGCAAUGUCGAUUCGUUCCCAACGUCCGUGUGCAAUCGAGACUCUUCCACAGUAUGUGUUCACUUACAUCAUUGCAUUAACUUAUGGACUCAAACAUGUCAAAGAUCCCGUAUUGAAGUCAAAAACUGAAAAAGUGAUCAGCCAGCUGGAACAAUUCGCAUGUGAGAAGAUGAUGGAGGAGGAUGAGGAGGAUAAUACUACUUGUGAAUAGGUGUUAAUAGAGAAUAAAUUGGUUUAUUGUAUAAUGUUUG
Caenorhabditis elegans is the source of this 1398-nucleotide messenger RNA. RefSeq names its product Putative tyrosine-protein phosphatase B0280.11. The record is from RefSeq and is marked reviewed. Lineage: Eukaryota; Metazoa; Nematoda; Chromadorea; Rhabditida; Rhabditidae. The transcript has 6 exons. Bases 33 to 1358 code for a protein of 441 amino acids. Gene Ontology annotation, molecular function: protein tyrosine phosphatase activity.